CUCCUCUGCCUCAUGUCGUCCUUCUCUGUGGCCGUCAAUCCAGUCGUCGAGCGACACAGCCAUCUCCCAGUAGAUGAGGAAGCUGUUGAUCUUAGCGAGUCGAUCGAUUUCACCGCUACACCUGGCUGCCAAGCUCGCAAGAUAUCUACUGCUAGCGUGGACAAUGGAGGAACCUACGAACUGCAUCCCCUUCCAAAAUAUUUUACUGAACGCACUAAGAGACCUUCUGCCCUCCGCAACGACUCGACUGCGGAUACCAUUACUCUCAAGGAUCUCGUCCCCGAACAAUCCUUGCCUGUUCUCGAGGAUGUACAUCUGAAGUCUCGUACUGCGACCGCGACGAACGCGGGAAUAACGAUUCCGACCAUCCACCAUCGAGCGCAAGUCGUCAAUUCUGAAAGGUCAAAGAGCUACAAGAGGCAAGCGAAUCUUCAGUUCGCCGCCAUUUGUUGGUGUUUCUUCUUGUUGGGGUGGAACGAUGGUACAACGGGUCCACUGAUCCCUGUCAUCCAAGAGUCCUAUCGGAUCAACUUUGCCAUUGUUUCUUUGUUCUUCGUUUUCAAUUGCAUCGGAUUUAUCCUUGGUGCUGGAGCCAAUGUAUAUUUCAGUGAAAGAUAUGGUUUGGGAAAAAUUGUGUUCUUCGGUUCCCUUUUCCAAGUCGUGUCGUACGCGAUGGAAAGUCCACAGCCGCCCUUCCCGGUUAUGGUCCUUGCAUACGCUCUAGCUGGUUUUGGCAUGUCACUACAGAAUGCUCAAGGAAAUGGCCUUAUUGGCAGUUUAAAAGAGCACAAAACGACGAAACUUAAUAUGCUUCAUGCUUCAUACGGCGUGGGCGCGUUCGUCUCUCCAUUGGUUGCAACCCACUUUUCGUAUGAACGGCAUUGGUCGUAUCACUUCAUCAUCUCCACGGGCAUUGCGGUCUCGAACUCGGUUAUCCUUGCAUUGGUGUUUCGCUUCAAGACGCGGGAAGUCCUCCUCGCGGAAGCGGGUCAGGAACCAGGAGAGUCUGAUACUGCAGGAUCUCGAGAUGAAAACUUGUACAGCUCAAUCCUUAAAAUCAAAGCUGUGCAUUUCCUUGCCAUUUUCGCCCUCAUCUAUAUCGGCACUGAGGUUACUCUGGGUGGCUGGAUCGUUACGUUCUUAAUUAACGAGAGAGAAGGCGGAAAGAGCGCGGGAUACGUCUCCUCUGGUUUCUUCGGUGGACUAACUCUGGGCCGGCUGUGCCUUAUAUGGUUCAGCAAAAAAGUCGGAGAGCACCGUGUCAUCUUUGUAUAUACUCUACUCGCCAUAGUACUGGAACUGACCGUGUGGUUUGUUCCUUCCAUCAUCGAGAACGGAGUUGCAAUCUCAUUCGUUGGCUUGCUACUGGGUCCCAUGUUCCCGAUACUUGUCGGCCAUGUGACACGAAUACUCCCUGCAUGGUUGUUGACCGAAAGCGUUGGGUGGAUUACAGGAAUUGGUAUGUCGGGAUCAGCGGCCCUGCCUUUCAUAACGGGUCUAUUGGCAUCUCGUUAUGGAAUCCGAUCAUUGCAGCCAUUAGUCGUCUCGAUGAUGUGCACACUGGUAGGCAUUUGGGCGUUUGUACCGCGUACACGACGCGUCGACUGAGCGAUAAGAAGGAUGUAGAGACUUCAUAGAGUAUAGAGGAGUCGGUACGGGAACUUGGAUCUUUUUUUAGACUUGAUAAUUCAUAUGUGCAAAAUGCUGUGUGACG
This is a messenger RNA of Guyanagaster necrorhizus, 1714 nucleotides long. RefSeq names its product MFS general substrate transporter. Gene Ontology annotation, biological process: transmembrane transport. The coding region runs from base 13 to 1608 and encodes 531 amino acids. The transcript is spliced from 15 exons. NCBI's taxonomy places the organism in Eukaryota, Fungi, Basidiomycota, Agaricomycetes, Agaricales, Physalacriaceae. Gene Ontology annotation, molecular function: transmembrane transporter activity. The record is from RefSeq and is a predicted model, not a curated record. Gene Ontology annotation, cellular component: membrane.